This is a messenger RNA of Sclerotinia borealis F-4128, 477 nucleotides long. The record is from the annotation of a GenBank genome assembly. NCBI's taxonomy places the organism in Eukaryota, Fungi, Ascomycota, Leotiomycetes, Helotiales, Sclerotiniaceae.
AUGGAACCCCUAGCCAUAGGCUCAAGUGACGCUAAAUGCAUUGAAAAUUGUUACCAGAGCACUUUUUGCGGUCAUGACAUUUUUCGGGACGGACUUUCAUGCAAGUUACAUGAGAAUACGGAUUCACGCUACAGCACUCCAGUCCCAAAACACGCAGGAAUUUUGAACCAAUGGUGCGAUGAUCCGAAUUGUUCAAUAUGCCGCGGCGAAGGAUCACAACGCUCUCCAAGUACUACGGAAGACGUUGGAGGUGGAGGGACAAUUUCACAAUUUCGAAAUGACGGAUUAGAAUCACAGUCACAGGAAGCAAUCCAAGCUCAAAUCCCACCUCCAGAUACUGCACCGGCAUUCUCGGCGCCAGCAAAUCAAAACAGUACGAUGGAGGGUAGAGGAAUAGUGUCACGCAUCAUUGGUAAACGUAAGAAGGUUUCCAAGUUUUUCGCCCAGAUCUUCAAACGUUCAAACCAGCGGCAAUGA